Stylonychia lemnae is the source of this 630-nucleotide messenger RNA. NCBI's taxonomy places the organism in Eukaryota, Ciliophora, Spirotrichea, Sporadotrichida, Oxytrichidae. The record is from the annotation of a GenBank genome assembly.
AUGGAAUAUACCAAUAAAAGAGCUAUUUUUUUCAACCAAUAUACACUGACAAAGAGAUACAUUCCUAUUUUAUUUGAGAGAUAUUUUGGAAUAGAUUAGCGAUAUAAUAUAGCAUUAAAUACACCCGAUACUUUGUUUACAAACGAAGUGAGGAAUUUAGUCAAAGAAUAUGACUUAGAUGAAUUAAAAAAGCUAUAUUAUUCUGACUAGUUCUAUAUUGAUGAUCCCAUAGAGAGCCAUGGGAAACACACUUUAAUUCAUGAUGCAGUGGUAAUGAACAGAGAAGAUCUUUUUGAUUUUCUAAUUGCUCAGAAGGCUAACUUAAAUAUUAGAGAUUUUGUUGGGUAUACGCCGAUGUUGAAGGCUGCAAGUCUAGGCAGAUUUGAUAUGGUUAAGAAGUUGGUAGAGAAUGGAGUUGAUCCCAGACAUAUUGAUCCACAUGGAAACACUCCCAGAGAUAAAGCAAUACUUUACAGCAGGUUCGAAUUAAUCGACUAUUUAAAGGAAGUUGAAGAUAAAGCUAAUAGAGGCGAGCUUAAAUUUAUUGAUUGGACUAACCCUGAAAGGAUAAGAAGAAGUGGUAUGUUCUUAGGGUUUUUAGAGUAUAAUCAAUACAAAUCAAAAUCUUGA